GAAUCAUGACAGCGAUUGCCCACUCACUCCUACCACGCCUAGUUUAAACACAAAUUUCAUUUGACCGACGCCGAAUCGGAAUCGGAAUUGGAAUUGGAUUCUGCGUCUCUCUCUCUCGUAUUCGUAUAUUCUGAUCUGCCAUUUCUUCACAAAUGGAAAGACCUUCAAUUUCUCCGAUGGCGGGAGUUUCUUCCUUCACCGACGCCGGAUCUGCCAAUAACCGUGAAGAAGCUCUGGUGGUGCCCUGUGACUAUUUCCAUGGUGUAAUUGAUUACAUAAACCAGAUGGUUAUGGAAGAAGAAGAAGAAGACGAUCACCAAUUGGAGGCCAGCUUCUGUCUGCUCCACGACACCGAGAACCACCUCCGCGACCUCCUCUCCUCCGAUCCUUCGCCUUCCUCUUCAGCUGCUGCUGCAAAUGAUAAUCAGAAGAAUCAUCGCAGCGGAGGAGAGGACGAUGAUGGCGUAGCAGAUACAAGGAAAGGUAAGCUAUCAGCAACUUAUUAUUAUUACGCAGACGAAGAACACGACGAAAUGGAGAAGUUCGACAAGUUGCUGCUCUGCCGGAGAAUGAAUCCAGGCUUCUACGACGAAGUUCCGGUCACCGGAGAUGAAAUCAAAGUCAUAGACGGCCAGCAUAAAAGCAUGAGGCAGUAUUGGAAAACUACAGUGCCCAAACGGGGGAGGCCUAAAGGGAGCCGCAGCCGAAAGAAUAAUAACACCAACACCGAUAAUAAUAAUAAUGCCGAGGCCGUCAAGGAAGUAGCCGUCGAUCUCAGGAGCCUCCUUAGCCGCGCCGCGCAAGCCGUGUCCGAAUCCAACACCGCCGUAGCCGGACCACUGCUGAGCCAAAUCAGGCACCACUCGUCGCCCUACGGCGAUCAGACCGAGCGGCUGGCGCAUUGCUUCGCGAACGCCCUCGACGCAAGGCUGGCGGGCACUGGCUCCGCAAUGUUUGCUGCAUAUGCUUGCCAGAGAAUAACAACCGCCGAGCUCAUGAGAUCUUACAAAACGUAUGUCCAAGCAUCUCCGUUCCAGAGGAUGUCCAAUGUGUUUGCCAAUAAGUCGAUCGGGAGGUAUGCGAACAAGGCGACGAGGAUCCACAUAAUCGAUUUUGGGAUAUCUUACGGCUUACAAUGGCCCUGCAUAAUACAGGGCUUCUCGUUGCGGCCGGGUGGCUCGCCCUUGGUCAGAAUAACCGGGAUCGACUUUCCUCAGCCAGGUUUCAAGCCAGCUGAGAGAGUCGAGCAGGCGGGACGGAGACUAAUGAGCUACGCCAGGAGGUUCAACGUCCCGUUGGAGUACACCGCAAUCGCCAAAAGAUGGGAAGACAUAACCGUGGAAGAGUUAAGGAUCAGAAGAGGCGAAACGGUCGUCGUCAACUGUAUGUACAGGCUAAGACACGCGUACGACGAGUCAGCGGGGGUGAACACCCCCGCGAGGGACGAGGUUCUUAAACUGAUCAAGAGGAUAAACCCGGGGCUGUUUGUGCACGGAGUGGUGAACGGGUCGUACAAUGCAGCCUUCUUCGUCACCAGAUUCCGCGAAGCUCUGCAUAAUUACACGUCGUUCUUCGACAUGCUGGAGAGCACGUUGCCGUCGGAGGAUCAGGAAAGGGUGAUGUUUGAGAGGGAGGUGCUAGGCGGGGAAGUGAUGAAUGUGGUAGCGUGCGAAGGAGCGGCGAGAAUCGAGAGGCCGGAAACGUACAAGCAGUGGCAGGCACGGAACCGACGGGCCGGGUUCCAGCAGGUGGCGUUGGAUCGGGAGAUACUGAAGGAAGUGGCGGGGAAAGUUAGAAGGGAGUACCACAGCAACUUCUUACUGGAUGAGGACAGCGGAUGGAUGCUGCAGGGAUGGAAAGGCAGAGUUAUGUAUGCUCUAUCUUGUUGGAGGCCCGGGCCGACCCGACCCACACAAGAAUGAAUGAUCAACAUAACAUAGCAUAUAUUCCUCCUUUCUCAGCUAUAACAUAUUCUGUUCUACAGCCAUCGGCAGCAACGGAUUGAUUCAGCACACCUAAUUAAAAGGGUACUGAGAUCUUUUAACCUAAAACCAAUCGUUGAUAUGGAGUGAAUCGUCUCGAAAAUUCAAACAGGAUUAAUACUUAGUACGGAUACAAUGACUUUGAUAUAUGUUAAGAAAGGAUCCGAACUUUCAACCUAAAACCAAUUAGUGAUAGGUGGAGUGGCUUUUCACCCUUGUAAGCCAAGGGAGUUCCCACAUUUUUUCAAUGUGGUACAUA
Messenger RNA from Andrographis paniculata, 2241 nucleotides. RefSeq names its product scarecrow-like protein 14. Lineage: Eukaryota; Viridiplantae; Streptophyta; Magnoliopsida; Lamiales; Acanthaceae. The coding region runs from base 153 to 1922 and encodes 589 amino acids. Gene Ontology annotation, cellular component: nucleus. Gene Ontology annotation, molecular function: DNA-binding transcription factor activity; sequence-specific DNA binding. Gene Ontology annotation, biological process: regulation of DNA-templated transcription. The record is from RefSeq and is a predicted model, not a curated record. The transcript has a single exon.